UUGGCUGAAAACUGAGCCACGUGGUGGAGUUCCGUUCCAGACCAGGAGGGUGGCUGAAGACCUUCGUCUUGGAGGCUCCAUCCGUCCCGCUCCGACCAGUUAGCCUGAUCUCUUUUAGGAUUCUGAGAUACUGUAUAAGCCACGUUAAUCAUGGGAGAAAUUGAGCAGAAGCCAACUCCAGGUUCGAGGCUGGGAGCCCCUGAGAACUCGGGGAUCAGUACCUUGGAACAUGGACAGAAGCUGCCUGCAACCCCAUCAGGAAAGCUCACGUCUAUCAAAGUCCAGAUGCUGGAUGACACCCAGGAGGCAUUUGAAGUUCCCCAAAGGGCCCCGGGGAAAGUGCUGCUGGAGGCAGUGUGCAACCACCUGAGCCUCGUGGAGGGCGACUAUUUUGGCCUCGAGUUUCCUGACCACAAAAAGACCACAGUAUGGCUGGAUCUCUUAAAGCCGAUUGUGAAGCAAAUCAGAAGGCCAAAACAUGUUGUGGUUAAGUUUGUGGUGAAAUUCUUUCCGCCAGACCACACACAGCUCCAAGAAGAACUCACAAGGUACCUGUUUGCUCUGCAGGUGAAGCAGGACUUGGCUCAAGGCAGGUUGACCUGUAAUGAUACCAGCGCUGCGCUCUUGAUCUCGCACAUUGUGCAAUCUGAGAUUGGGGAUUUCGACGAAGCAGUGGACAGAGAGCACCUAGCAAAAAAUAAGUACAUACCUCAGCAAGAUGCACUAGAAGACAAAAUUGUGGAAUUCCACCACGGUCAUAUUGGACAGACACCAGCAGAGUCAGAUUUCCAGCUCCUGGAGAUCGCCCGCCGGCUGGAGAUGUACGGAAUCCGAUUGCACCCGGCCAAGGACAGGGAAGGGACUAAGAUCAACCUGGCUGUGGCCAACACGGGGAUUCUAGUGUUUCAGGGUUUCACUAAGAUCAAUGCCUUCAACUGGGCGAAGGUGCGGAAGCUGAGCUUCAAGAGGAAGCGCUUUCUCAUCAAGCUUCGCCCUGAUGCAAACAGCUCAUACCAGGAUACCCUGGAAUUUCUGAUGGCCAGCCGGGAUUUUUGCAAGUCCUUCUGGAAAAUCUGUGUUGAACAUCAUGCCUUUUUUAGACUCUUUGAAGAGCCCAAGCCAAAGCCAAAGCCUGUCCUCUUUACUCGAGGGUCAUCCUUCCGGUUCAGUGGUCGGACUCAGAAGCAGGUUCUCGACUAUGUGAAAGAAGGAGGACAUAAGAAAGUUCAGUUUGAAAGGAAGCACAGCAAGAUCCAUUCCAUCAGGAGCCUGGCCUCGCAGCCUCCCGAAGCGAAUGCAGAAGUGCCAAAACAAUCUCCGCCGAGCGCCAGCCUGACACGUGGAGAUGGUGCAGAAUUGCCAAGAGGCCCGAGCUGCCAGCCGGGAAAGGAGCAGACAGGGCCCGCCGAGGAACCGGGGCCCCCACGAAGCCCGUCUCUGAAGAAGAGCCCCCUGGGGAACAAGCAGGCCGAUGGCGCCGUUGUGGUGACGCUGGAGGAAGAGGAGGAGGCGGUUCAGGACCGGAGCCAGCCGAGUAAACCUCGAGCCCAGCACCCCAGCACAGGCUCCCUGACUGGUAGCCCUCACCUUUCAGAACUGUCUGUCAACUCCCAGGGUGGGGCCGUGCCUGCCAACGUGACCCUGUCGCCUAACCUGAGCCCCGACACCAAGCAGGCCUCUCCCUUGGUCAGCCCGCUGCUGAAUGACCAGGCGUGCCCAAGGACGGACGACGAAGAGGAAGGCCGUAGAAAGAGAUUCCCAACUGACAAAGCCUACUUCAUUGCUAAAGAAGUGUCCACCACAGAGAAGACGUAUCUGAAGGACCUUGAAGUCAUCACUUCGUGGUUCCAGAGCACAGUGCGCAGAGAGGACCCCAUGCCCGAAACCCUGAAGAGCCUCAUUUUCCCGAAUUUUGAACCUUUGCACAAAUUUCAUACUAAUUUUCUCAAGGAAAUCGAGCAACGACUCGCCCUGUGGGAAGGCCGCUCAGACGCCCACGGCCGAGGCGGUCACCAAAGAAUCGGCGAUGUCAUGCUGAAGGCCACUCAGGGCAUGAAGCAACUGGCUGUUCACCUGUGGAAGCACAAUGAGGCACUGGAAGGCCUGGAGAAUGGGAUCAAGGGCUCCCGGCGGCUGGAGAACUUCUGUAGAGACUUCGAGCUACAGAAGGUGUGCUACCUGCCGCUCAACACCUUCCUCCUGCGGCCGCUGCACCGGCUCAUGCACUACAAGCAGAUCCUGGAGCGGCUGUGCAAGCACCACCCCCCGAACCACACCGACUUCAGGGACUGCCGAGCUGCGCUGGCAGAGAUCACAGAGAUGGUGGCACAGCUUCACGGUACGAUGAUCAAAAUGGAGAAUUUCCAGAAGCUGCAUGAACUCAAGAAAGAUUUGAUUGGCAUCGACAAUCUUGUGAUUCCUGGACGGGAGUUCAUUCGCCUGGGAAGCCUCGGCAAGCUCUCGGGGAAGGGGCUCCAGCAGCGCAUGUUUUUCUUGUUCAACGACGUCUUGCUGUACACAAGCCGAGGGCUGACUGCCUCCAAUCAGUUCAAAGUCCACGGGCAGCUCCCCCUCUACGGCAUGACUAUCGAGGAAAGUGAGGACGAGUGGGGGGUGCCCCACUGCCUUACCCUCCGGGGCCAGCGCCAGUCCAUCAUCGUGGCCGCCAGCUCCCGGUCGGAGAUGGAGAAGUGGGUCGAGGACCUCCAGAUGGCCAUUGACUUGGCAGAGAAAAGCAGCGGGCCCAGCCCGGAGCUACUGGCCGGCAGCCCCCCUGACAACAAGUCCCCGGAUGAGGGCACCACCGCUGACCAGGAGUCGGAGGACGACCUCAGCGCCUCGCGCACGUCGCUGGAGCGCCAGGCCCCGCACCGCGGCAACACCAUGGUGCACGUGUGCUGGCACCGCAAUACCAGCGUGUCCAUGGUGGACUUCAGCAUCGCCGUGGAGAAUCAGUUGUCUGGGAACCUGCUGAGGAAGUUCAAAAACAGCAACGGGUGGCAGAAGCUGUGGGUGGUGUUCACCAACUUCUGCCUCUUCUUCUACAAAUCACACCAGGACAAUCAUCCCCUCGCCAGCCUGCCUCUGCUGGGAUACUCACUCACCAUUCCCUCCGAGUCAGAGAACAUCCACAAAGACUACGUGUUCAAGCUGCACUUCAAGUCCCACGUGUACUACUUCAGGGCUGAGAGUGAAUACACGUUUGAGAGGUGGAUGGAGGUGAUCCGAAGCGCCACCAGCUCGGCGGAACGCACCCAUGUCUUCAGUCAGAAAGAAUCUCAUGUGUAUUGAUGCUGGUUUCCCAGGAGACCCCGACUUCCAUAUCAUUGGAGCCUAGUAAAAUUCACCCCUUCUGAAAAAUCAGAAACCCGGUCUCCCAGCUGCCCGCCCGCCCGCUCUCAUCCGUCCCCGAGACCGUUUCCCACUUUGCCCCCUGCCCGCUGGCCUCCUCUGAAAGCAUCCUGCCUCCGGUCUGUGUCUCACUCUCUUAGGGGGCUGUGGUGGUUUUUCAGGUUCGGGUUUGUUUUUUUAAAAAGCUUGUGCCAGUAUUAAAGCACUGUCAUUACUAUAGUGCCAAAUGACACUUCCCCCUCCACGCCAGCACCGUCAGAGCAGCGCAAACACGUCCGUUCAACCGCAGACAGGGCAGGCGCCCUCCUCUUUCUUAAGGAACUUUUUAUUAUUUGGGUCUAGCCAGGCUGUUGCACUUGAACAAAUGGAAUAGGCAUUUUUCCAGCAACUGCAAUACACACACGACUCAGUCUUAAAGCAAAUGAGAUCACUUUCAGAUUUCAUUUUCUCCCAGUCUUUCUACUUUUAUAAUAAUAGCCGAGCAGGGGCCGCCUGCAGCGUGGCAAGUGAGCCGUGCUCCCCCCCCCACCCCUUGGCACAAGUUGACCAAAUCGCUCGGGUGGUGACUACGAAGGCGUAGCAAACAUGCGGUGCGGUGGUCUGGCCGUCGCCGUCCUGUGAGUGGUGUAGACGGUGGGAAGAUAGUAAGCCGUGGUGUUUUGCUGUUUGUUUCACGAGCAUGGGAAAAACAAUCUGUAUGUCAUUAAUCAGGGCCAUUUGUGAUCUGUCCCGUUACGGAGAGUUGUUGUGAGUUUAUGUGGAUGCAGAAACACUAUACAGUAAUGGUACGUAGUCCCCCAGGCGCCCGCUCUCAUACCCCUUCCCUACUGCAACUGUGGUUUCAAAGUGCGCAUUUAUAGUAGUGUACAUUGUGCGUCUUCAAAAACCGACAUUCUCUUUUUAUACUACCCCCCUCCCCCGCCCCCCCUGGCAUGGGGUUACCAACAGUGUGACAGACAGUGCACAACCUCGGCCAUCAGAUGACACCGGGGACUUGUUUUCCGACAAGGGUUUGGGCCCACGAGUCGAAAACCAUUUGCCUCUUCUCCCUGGUGCCGGGUGGGGGUGGCUGCUAUUCCCGUAGGACUGAAGGUCUUUUCUAAAGCAAGUCUGAGCACAAGCCAGGAGGGAGAGGCCAACUCCACAGUGCUCGCCCGCGGCGCAGAGCUGGCGGCUUGUUCAUCAUUUGCCUUACAAUUAUGUACCAAGAUGGUUUGAGUAGUAACAAACGGGAAUAAAAAUACCUCACGCCGCAAACCAGCAUACUGAAGUUUUAAGGCAAAACAA
Echinops telfairi (small Madagascar hedgehog) is the source of this 4638-nucleotide messenger RNA. RefSeq names its product FERM, ARH/RhoGEF and pleckstrin domain protein 1 (gene FARP1). Lineage: Eukaryota; Metazoa; Chordata; Mammalia; Afrosoricida; Tenrecidae. The transcript has 27 exons. Gene Ontology annotation, cellular component: cytoskeleton. The record is from RefSeq and is a predicted model, not a curated record. Bases 151 to 3291 code for a protein of 1046 amino acids. Gene Ontology annotation, molecular function: guanyl-nucleotide exchange factor activity; cytoskeletal protein binding.